AGUUUCAAUUAAAACAUUAUGUAAAGUCAGAGGUCUAAAGUAAUAUUUUGUCAAAAAAAUAUUAAGCAACAGGACAAAGGAAUCUUGACCCUGUCAAUAUUCAUUAAUGUAGAUCAUAUCAAAUUGAUCUUACAUUAAAUAUUGCAUGACCUGCCCUCCGAUAGUGAAACAAGAGUUGACUUUCCCUCAAAGCCAGAACAGAAUUCCAAGAUCGGUCCUUUGCCCAUCAAAACGAGAAAGAAGAGGGUUCUUCCUGCAUCAAGAGAAAGAAGCAAGUCGCAGCAGGAGAAGAAGAGAGUCCCUGGUUUUUCCCCCCCUCCUUGUAGAAGAAAUGAGUCAGAACAUGAUUGCCCUUCUGAUUGGAGCUGUUGGUGCGGUAUUGACUUUAUCUGCAUACUCACAAACCUUCAUAACCCCAACUCAAUGCAUCACAGUUGGCCUGUUCGUCCUCAUGUUUGGUUUGCUCGUACGAGAAGGUCUUAUAUCUAUCUAGUUCCUGAUCCUUUUUGCUUUUCUGGGUUUUACUUUCCGAUUGUCUCAACUUUCUCAAUACUCCCAAAGCCCACUGUGUGUCUUGAUUAUAUGUACUGUUUUUUCGCCUCCUAUUUCAAAUGUGAACCUAAUUCUCUGCAUUUUAUUUAUUAAGAAGUCUCCUUUCAAGGAUAUAUUGGUAAA
This is a messenger RNA of Neltuma alba, 675 nucleotides long. RefSeq lists its product as uncharacterized. NCBI's taxonomy places the organism in Eukaryota, Viridiplantae, Streptophyta, Magnoliopsida, Fabales, Fabaceae. The coding region runs from base 146 to 493 and encodes 115 amino acids. The transcript has a single exon. The record is from RefSeq and is a predicted model, not a curated record.